CGAGCUAAGUGGAUGAUGUCAUUGUUUUUCACUUCAAUGCUGGGUGAUCCUGGACAGAGAAAACACAGAAGAGGACUCCUAAAGCAGUACUACAGCUUAUCUUUAGAAAAGGAUAGUAAUGAAGUUAGGGAAGUUGAAAGUUACAAUAUCAAUGCUUCGCACUUUAAUCCAGAAAUGUAUAUUAACAAACUUUUAAAAGAAUGCAGUCUCACAGAACUGAUAGACCAUGAACAGGUUGUCUACAGGCAGAUUCAGUCAUUAGACAGUGAAAUGCAGACCCUAGUGUAUGAAAAUUACAAUAAAUUUAUCAGUGCAACUGACACAAUACGUAAGAUGAAAAAUGAUUUUAAGAAGAUGGAAGAAGAGAUGGAUGGUCUUGCCAGCAAUAUGGCCACCAUCACAGAUUUUAGUGGAAAGAUUUCAGAUACACUACAGAGUAGACGUGAUCAGAUCACUAAGCUCACUGGAGUACAUUUGCUUUUAAGAAAGCUUCAGUUUCUGUUUGAGCUUCCGCCAAGAUUGAAAUCAUAUAUCGAAGAUGAAGAAUAUGUCCAGGCAGCAAGAUAUUACACUAAAGCACAGAAAGUUCUUCUUCAGUAUAGUCACAUGCUUUCCUUUCGUGGGAUACAAGAAGAUUGUACUGUCAUUGUAAAAGAACUAAAGAUCAAGCUUCGAGAAAGGUUUCAUUCUCCUGAGGCUACCCCAAAGCAACUUGCAGAAUGUGUUGACCUGUUGUUACAGUUAAAAGAACCUGCGGAGAACCUUUGUGAAGAGUUUCUGUCUCAUUCACGGGAAAGACUCAAUGUUGACCUUUUGGAGUUGGAAAGACAAGUUAAACUUCAGUGUGGAGAAAACGUUCCAAAACUUGGCGAGCAAGAACGCCCCUCAGACAUAUACAUGAAUCUUCCAGUUGAUAUUCUUGAGUUUGUGGACUUAGGAUGUAACAAUUUCCUCAGCAACAUUUGUUUGGUGAUUGCAUCAUACAAUGAUAUGUUUCUUAACCGAUUUCCUUGCGAAGAAGAGGAAACGGAAAAGAUGGACAACAUGGCCCUAACCAAACUUCAUAAUUUUGUUAUGUCUUUAAUGGAACAGUACUUUGGGUAUAUAAUUGAAAAGAUAAUUAGUUUUAUUUUAGUCUUUAAAAACUUAUUUCUAAUUCAGAAAGAAAGUGGUGAAUUCACUGUUUUGGUGAGGGCUUUAGAUCGGUUCCACCGCAGACUUCAAGCAAUGAACAAGUUGCUACCUGACUCUGAUUUUUCUAGAACAGGACUAGAUAUUGUAUCUCGUGCUGGAAAAGAGUGUUGCAUGAAGUGUCUUGAAGCUUUGAAACAUCACUUUUCGGAGUGUCUUACCAGUGUGAGGCAUAGUUUAGCAGCGCCUGCAAUAGUAGGACAUGAAGGAAAUACCCAAUUAACAGAACUGCUGGCCAGUAUGGAAAACUCUAUAGCAGACCAAGUUAAAUCAAUUCUACAAAACCUACAGGCUUUCACACGGCCAGAUAACACUUUUGCUAUGAAACCCAACUUCUGGGAGCCAUUCUGUCAUGAUCAUGUUCGUGAAGGAGUGAUAGUGGCUUUUAUCCAUCACAUUAACACUGUAGCAAAUGAGUUCUGCCAAAAUGCUGGAGACAAAGGAGUUUGUCCUCCUCCUUCUUUACUACUUUUGUUAUCACGACUCUGCUUUGAUCUAGAAGUUUCUUCAAUUGGAUUCUUGCUUUCCCUUACAGAUGAACAGUUCACAACAGAUGAUAUCCAUAGAAUGACUUCUGGGUCUGAACUAUGUCGAGAAACCAAAGAAACAGCACAGAAACUAUUAAAUCAUUUUGUCCGUGUGCAGGGAUUGAAUAUCUCCCAGAUGUUAAGAAAAAGUGUUGAAACACGUGAUUGGUUAAAUACCAUUGAACCACGGAAUGUUCGAGCUGUCAUGAAGCGUGUUGUAGAAGACUUGACAGCAAUUGAUGCCCAAGUUGGUCACCUCUAUGAAGAAGGAAUUCGUAAAGAGAGAAGUAGUGACUCAAGUCGACGGACUUAUCCUUAUAGUACUGGAAGACAACCCCUUCGUUCUAAUUGGAGUGCAUAUGGUCCAAGCACAAUAGACACCAGUUUAAUGAGUAAUAUUCAGAAACUCUUCUCUGAAAGAAUCGAGAUUUUCAGUACUGUGGAAUUUUCAAAGGUAUCGGUGAUGACAGGAAUAAUAAAGAUAAGUUUAAAGACUUUCUUAGAAUGUGUUCGACUGAGGACGUUCAGUCGGUAUGGACUUCAACAAGUUCAAGUUGACACUCAUUAUUUGCAGCUGUACUUUUGGAGAUUUGUAGCAGAUGAAAAUCUCAUCCAUGUGUUGCUGGAUGAAGUUUUGGGAAGUACACUUCAUCGUUGUCUUGAUCCAACAUUAAUGGAUACUGGAGUUGUAGAAGUCAUCUGUGACCGAGGAUAGUUAUUCAGAAAACAAUUCCUUAUAAGAACUAAUUAGUAAAAUAAGAUAUUUAUAAAAAGUGUUUGUGUGGCAAGCAGAAAACCAUGAGGAAAUUAGAUUUAAUAAGUACUAGUUUCAGAGAAAAUAACUUGAACAAGUAGCAGUUUGAAGAAGAAAAAAUCAGUUUAGUAGUUUAUAUAGUUCACUAAAAAUAUAGUAUAUAAUCAGUUCAGCAGGAAAAAAGAAAAUCUAGCAAUUGAAAUCAAGUGACUGGUCAGUUAUAUAUGAGAGGAGUGUUUAUGUAUUUCUGGUGAAUUUAUUAUCCAUAGCACAAAAGAUAUGUAACCUCAAUGAGUUUCCAAGUGACCUGGGCUUUGUAAUGUUUUACACAGUAAGAUACUAAACAAAUUAUAUAAACACUUGAAAAUAUGUUUAGCUGUGGCUUGAAGUAAGGAAAUUAAGUUUAUAUAUAUAUAUCUAACUAAGAUUAUAUGAUUCUGUAGAAUUUGUUUUUACUAUUCUAGAUUCAAUGCAUGUUUGAUAUUAAAAGAAAUUAAAUCCUGAGCUGAUGCAAAGUAUAAUGAAAAACCUAUUUAAUGGUAAAGUCAGGAAGUCUUAUUUUAAGUUGAAUUGAUAUGAAGCAAUGACAUGAGAGAAAUUUAAAGUUUCAGUAGUAAUCAUUUUAUACUUUGUUCACAUUAUUUCUUAGCUUCCUACUAAUUAAUGAUUCAGGGAAAUAGUAAGAAUAGCAUUGUACAUUAUGUUAAUUUUGUUUAUUAUGAUAAUAAAGUUUUUCUCACACUUAA
Molecule: messenger RNA, 3218 nt
Organism: Limulus polyphemus (Atlantic horseshoe crab)
Lineage: Eukaryota; Metazoa; Arthropoda; Merostomata; Xiphosura; Limulidae
Gene: Vps51
Product: vacuolar protein sorting-associated protein 51 homolog
Exons: 21
Coding region: 13-2433 (806 amino acids)
Biological process (GO): Golgi organization; retrograde transport, endosome to Golgi; Golgi vesicle transport
Cellular component (GO): GARP complex; EARP complex; membrane
Source: RefSeq, a predicted model, not a curated record